AUGAUGGGUGCUGAUGACGAUACAGGCGUCUGUGGCUUUCUUUGGCCAACAUGCUCUCGUCUUGUUCGGUGCCAUUCAUCAGACAAUUCAUGUCGUCAACCGAAUACCAUUUGUGUUCAUCACCCUCAAUGUGAUGAUUUUCCAAUUUGUUACCCGGUUACAAUGAUUGAUUACAAGAUGUGUCCACCAAUGAAAAAUAAGAGCAUUCUCAAAUGGAAACAAAAUGCCAUGACUGUGGCUGGUGGAAAUGGAGCAGGACAAGAACUAAAUCAACUCAAUCGCCCUGUUGGAAUCUUUAUUGAUGAAAGGAAAAAUAUUUUCAUUGCUGAUAGUGAGAAUCAUCGAAUUGUUGAAUGGAAAUAUAAUGGAAAAGAAGGGCAAAUCAUUGCAGGUGGAAACUGGCAAGGAAAUCAAACGAAUCAAUUGAAUGAGCCAACAGAUGUGGUUGUUGAUCAAGAAAGUCAUUUGAUCAUCAUUGCUGAUGGGAGUAACAGAAGAGUAAUUCAAUGGUUGAAUCAAAAGCAACAAAUUCUCAUUCAUAAUAUUGACUGUAAUAGCUUGGCAAUGGAUAAAUAUAGAUUUAUUUAUGUUUCUGAUUAUGGAAAGAAUGCAGUGAGACGAUGGAAAAUGGGAGAAUACAAUGACGAAGGAAUUGUAGUGGCAGGUGGAAAUGGAGAAGGAGAUCAACUCAAUCAAUUCAAUCAUCCAGAUUUUAUCUUUGUUGAUGAUGAUCAAUCUGUUUAUGUAUCAGAUUUGAACAAUCAUCGUGUGAUGAAAUGGAGAAAAGAUGCAAAAGAAGGAAUUGCUGUGGCUGGAGGAAAUGGUGAAGGAAAGCAUCUUAAUCAAUUGUCUCAUCCCGAAGCAGUAAUUGUUGAUGAUUUGGGUCAAAUCUACGUGGCUGAUAGUGAGAAUCAUCGAGUAAUGCGUUGGUGUGAUGGGAAAAAUAAAGGUGAAAUUGUUGUUGGUGGAAAUGGUGCAGAAAAUCAAUUGAACAAUCCCAUGGGUUUAUGUUUUGAUGACGUAGGAAAUCUUUAUGUUGCUGAUUGUUGGGAGCAUCGAAUUCAAAAAUUUGAAAUAAUAUUGUGA
This is a messenger RNA of Adineta steineri, 1086 nucleotides long. Lineage: Eukaryota; Metazoa; Rotifera; Eurotatoria; Adinetida; Adinetidae. The record is from the annotation of a GenBank genome assembly.